GAAGAAGAAGAAGAAGAAGAAGAAGACGACGACAAUCCACGGAUCUGACUCCGUUGUUCUUUUUUUAAAUUAAAUUCGCACAGAUGGAAACAACGUCGCACAAACGCUACAUUUGCUCGUUUCCAGACUGUUCGGCGGCUUAUAACAAACAGUGGAAACUGGACGCGCAUUUGUGUAAACACACGGGGGUGAAGCCGUACGCGUGCGGGCACGACGGCUGCGGUAAGUCCUUCUGCAGCACCUACCACCUGACGAGACACGGCCUCAGUCACAGCGGCAGCAGACCCUUUGAGUGCGGCGUGGACGGCUGCGCGGAGGCGUUCACCACCAACUCCAACCGGAACAGACACGUGAGCCGCGUCCACGCGCAGGAGUCCAAGGUGUAUGCGUGUAAGUUUGAAGGCUGCGGCCUCGAGUUCAAGAAGAACAAACAGCUCAAGUCACACAUGUGUGAGCAGCACACACAGUUGCCGCCUUAUCAGUGCACGUAUGACGGCUGUCACUUGCGCUUCACCUUCCCCAGCAAGCUGAAGCGUCACGAGAAGGUUCACAGAGGUUACCCCUGCCAGGAGGAGGGCUGCACCCUCACGGCUAAGACAUGGACGGAGCUCCUGAAACACAGGAGGGAGCAGCACGAACGCGUCCUCAAGUGCGACCAGUGCAACAAGGUAUUCAAGGACUCGUGGUUUUUGCAGCAGCACCAGGCCGUCCACUCUGAGGUCCGGGUCAUCUUCAGGUGCCCGAGAGAGGGCUGUGACAGGUCGUUCACCACGACCUUUAACCUGCAGAGCCACAUCAGGUCCUUCCACGAGGAACUGCGGCCCUUCUCCUGCACGCAGCCUGGCUGCAGGAAGAGCUUCGCCAUGAGGCAGAGCCUCGACCGCCACUGCAUCGUCCACGACCCGCAGCGGAGGAAGCAGAAGGCGCCAAGACACAAAAGGUCUCUUGUCUCCAGGAUAAGUGGUUACAGAGAAACCAAGAUGUGCAAAAAACCAUGGGAGAGAGCGUCUGCUCAGACCCAGACUGGUCCUGGUGCACCUGUGGAGCUGGUGUCCCUCCUGCAAGAUGCUUCGUUGCUGUGCGUCCCACAGCAGGUGGACACUCAUGGACUCACAAAUGUCCUGACUACACAUCUGACAGUGUAGAGGUCAUAACUGCAGGAGUGUGAGCGCAGCACAUGCUCACUGAGAGCACAAACAAAUCUAAUGACAAGUGUGUCUGUUAAUGAUCGUUCUGGAAGUAAAGUAAAGUUGAGGUGAGAGGCGUACCUGCAGGAUGAAGCCUGGUUCAGGUGUUCACUCCCUCAGUCUGUCUGUGUGGACUUUUUAAGUGUGCUAUUGUGAGGUACUGACAGUUGAUGAUCUGCCUCCAUCACUAUGUUCAAAUGUCACUUUGUGAAAUCUAUCGUUCAGAUUUACCUCAGUGUCUUAAACUGACCACACGAGGCAGCAGUUGACCAGAAACUCAGGUGACCCUGAACAUUAACAUGGACUAAUAUUAUCCUUUAAAAUUUACACACAUUCCCCCAAAGUGAUAGAUUUUGAGAGUUAAGUUUCCUUUUGUGAUGGAUUCCAAGAAACAGGAGCACCAGGGUAAACAGCUUUCUUUCCAACCGUGAAGGCCUUUGUCAGGAGUGUUAGGAGAAGCAGGUCACCUUAAACCAGUACAGGUACAAAUUGGGCCUGUCAAAGUUAAGAUAGGAGAGACUGAGAGAUGGUAGCUGAAGGUGGAGAGAGGUGAGGGGUUGUUGGGUGGAAGGAACCAUCGAUAAAACGAAAGUUUUAUGCAAUAUGACAACUACCUGGGUGUAACGGCACAGUUUACUGACAAUGGCUGUAACUAACCACUCUGGUGCCCCAGUGACUUCCAUUUGGACACGUACUCUCUCUCUCUCACUUUAUCAUGACACGUGUCUGUGGAUGUUCUCAGGUGGAUGUCUUUGUUAUGUUAACACAUGUUCUUGUUGCAUACCUGGGUCUAUUUGAAUGUGAAUUUCUGUUUAAAAAGUAAACAUACUGUUAAACAAUGGUGUCUGAUUACUCAUUCAUUUAGUCAUUAGAAGAAAGUUAAUCUAGAUGAAUUUCAAAAUGUGAGAUUUUUUUAUUCAGCCCUAAAAAUGUUGCACAAAUCAAAUAUUUCUUCGUUCAGAAGGAAAAUCAACUUUUGCUUUUUGUUUAUUUCUGCUUGAUUGAUCAUGAUUCAAAAAUACGUAAUAGUGAUGUGAUUAUUUCAAUAUUGAGAUCUUCCGUGCAUUGGGUGUCGAGUCGUGUGUCAGUGAAGUGGAGUCAGAUGUUUUAGCCGUGACGAGGUGCAGCAGAGCGUCUCCGUCCUGUCCAGCAGAUUUACAGAUUCCGAGGCUAAAUCCUCUCUGAAUACUUCCAGUUACUGCAGGGCUGCGACCUGCAUUCCUGACCCGCUCCACUCAGACAGGCCCUAUAUGGACUGACGGUCCCGUCCAUCGAACCCCAGGAAUGCACAGCAGCAGUGCCCACACACUUCUAAUGUAAUGUCUCAUUUCCUGUAGCCAUGUUCAUGAUAAAAGCCAAUUACAUGUGCAGGAAACAAAUAAAAUGCUCAUGGUCUUA
Solea solea (common sole) is the source of this 2585-nucleotide messenger RNA. RefSeq names its product transcription factor IIIA-like. Gene Ontology annotation, cellular component: nucleus. Lineage: Eukaryota; Metazoa; Chordata; Actinopteri; Pleuronectiformes; Soleidae. Bases 84 to 1145 code for a protein of 353 amino acids. The transcript has a single exon. The record is from RefSeq and is a predicted model, not a curated record.